Heterotrigona itama is the source of this 1747-nucleotide messenger RNA. The record is from the annotation of a GenBank genome assembly. Lineage: Eukaryota; Metazoa; Arthropoda; Insecta; Hymenoptera; Apidae.
AUGCAGAUUCGGGUUACCGAGGUUUAUCUGUAUAUACAAGUACGUAUGUGUAUAUGUAUGUUGCACCAAUAAUGAAAAUUAUCCUGUAUACGUAUUGGGGGAACUUUGUAUAUCACAUUGAUAUAUCUACAUAUGUAUAUCAUUAUUAUUAUUAUUAUCAUUAUAUUCGCUCAUUUUGUGUUUAUGUGUGCAUCUGUGUGUGUGUGUGUGUACAUAUUUAUAUGGCACUUUAAAUAACAAACCCAUACCAUGUUGAUUUUUAAAUUAUUCUUAUACAUAUCUCAGAAAAUCGUCGUCUAAUCACUCGAGCUAAUCACAGCUUGAAAGCUUACAAUAAUUUUUCUUCCUUGUAAUAAUUCAGAAUGACAGUUUAUUUUCAUAGUUCAAAGCUUUUGAACUUUUGUAGAGUUAUUUAUAAAGAAUGGUCAGAUACAUAGUUUGCAAACGUUUCCAAAUUUAUGUUUAAUCGCAUUUCAUUCUUUUUUUCUUUUUUUUUUUUUUUUUUUUUUUUUUUGGUCGUCAACAUGUUUGUUAGAAUUUUAGCUAUUUAAACUCCCCACGCUUUUCAAGUGCGUGGAGACGCACAAUGUUCGAUAAGAUACGAGCCACGUGGGCCUUGGUAACUCGGCAGCUCCGAUCGUUCGGAUUUAAAUCGUCCAUCCAAAAUUUGUCUGGUAUCCUUGGUCGGAUAUAAACCGGUACCUUGUUGCAAAUUACCUUGAAAUCUGUGAAUCGAGAGAAGAAACGGAUUUUGUACUUUGUACUCGCGGAAUGCAAACGUAUACCUCACCUGUUGUCGUAUAUAUCUAUAUAUAUAUAUAUAUAAAUUUCUUAUUUCUUUAGACUGGUAAAUAGAAAAUUAUCGCCUGGCACUUUACCCUGUGGACAACAACAAACAACACGUAUUUACAUAUAUACUCGCAUGAUACAAUGGACAAUUACAUUCCGAACAGAGUGUUAUCUACUUCACUUGCUUUCAGGCAAAGCUGCGACGAUUGAUUCGUCCACGACUCGACUGCGGCAUGCUGAUGAAGAUGACACUUGUGCCUACAAAUAGACGCACUUUUGCUCGCAUGGUCGUCCGUGUGCCCGAGCCUGCCGUACAGUCCAUACUUCUUCUCGUCGAUAGCUCUCAACGUGCCGUUCUUCUUCAUCGCCAUGUAUAUUUGCUCCAGCAUGCCGUAACUCUUAAUCAAGAAGUCUCGUUGCGCCAGUGCCGUGACACGCUCCCUCUCCUCGGACUCGCAAAUGAUCUCCGGCUCGAAAGAGUGCGAAGUGUUGGUAGUUGAAGUCGUCUGCUUCUUCGUCUAUACAUACGCGUUUGGAAAAUUGUUUCUCUGUAAGGAAAUUCAGUGUUUUUUUUUUCUUUUUUUUUUUAGUUCAACGAUUGAUCAUCCCGGGAAACGGACAUUCGAACAGGGAGGACUUCUCUUCGCGACGGACUUGUCCUGCAUCGUCGUCGCAGGCUUCAGCGUCACGCUCGAACACUCUGAACGCAGUGGGGAUAGCUCAGUCGGUAAAGCAUCAGACUCUUAAUCUGAGGGUCCAGGGUUCCAGCCCCUGUUCAGGCGAAAAAGAAGAAGACAUUGUCUCCUUUAGUGGAGAAGCCAUCGUGGAGGUUUCAGUCGUUAAUUAUCAUAUUAUCAUCAUGGUUAGAAUUGAAAGCUCGAUCGUUACUUCCAAGAGAUACGGCCUCAAUUUCCAAUCGAGCAGCACGUCGAAGCCCAGUAGCUCGAAGCACGCGUAG